Messenger RNA from Anopheles coustani, 2597 nucleotides. Its product is annotated as sodium-independent sulfate anion transporter-like. Gene Ontology annotation, biological process: transmembrane transport. The record is from RefSeq and is a predicted model, not a curated record. Bases 1 to 2043 code for a protein of 680 amino acids. Lineage: Eukaryota; Metazoa; Arthropoda; Insecta; Diptera; Culicidae. Gene Ontology annotation, molecular function: sulfate transmembrane transporter activity. The transcript is spliced from 5 exons. Gene Ontology annotation, cellular component: membrane.
AUGGCGGCUAAUCGUGGCCCGCCAGAACCCGGGAGCAGCAGCACGUUUAGCCUAUCCGUUCCUCGUAUACAGAUUAGACGAUCGUCGAGCGAUACGCAGCUGGACAAGGUGCAGAUCCAGUCCGCCUCGGUGUACAACAUUCACGGACUCAGCGGUUCGCAGCAUUCCCUCAGCGUGCCACCGAUACACAAGGAUGUAGUUGGGUACCGGGGAAGCAACGAGUUUAUCUUGACGGAUGACAAACAGUCGACGAUGGAUCAGAUCAAAUCGAUCGGACCGUGGAUGCGGCGCAAGUGCAAGAACGUUUGCCGCCGAAAGAUUCUCUACAAGCGCGUACCCAUACUGAACUGGCUGCCGAAGUAUACGACUGACGAUGCGGUGGGUGACCUGGUGGCUGGUAUUACCGUUGGUUUGACCGUAAUCCCUCAGGCACUUGCCUACAGUAACAUCGCGGGACUACCGGCUGCUUAUGGUCUUUAUGGUUCGUUCGUCGGUUGCUUCGUGUACAUCCUGCUCGGAUCCUGCAAGGACGUACCGAUGGGACCCACAGCCAUCGCGUCCCUUCUUACCUUUCAAGCGUGCGACGGUGUGUGGCAACGAGCCGUCCUGCUCUGCUUCCUCAGCGGUCUCAUCGAGCUUCUCAUGGGCCUGUUCGGGUUGGGCUUCCUCAUCGACUUCGUGUCCGGUCCGGUCAGCUCCGGGUUCACCUCCGCCGUCUCGCUGAUUAUUCUCAGCUCCCAGGUGAAGGAUCUGCUCGGAAUCGUCGCCAAAGGCAACACCUUCAUCGAACAGUGGUCAUCCAUAAUAGACGACAUCCACAACACGCAACUCGGGGACGCCGUGAUGGGCUUUACCUGUAUCAUCGUGCUGCUGCUGAUGAGACUUCUGCCGCGCAUCAAAUUUGGCCCUCCGGAAGCGUGUGAUCAAAGCGUUAUGCAACGGAUCAUCAACAAAUCGCUGUGGCUCAUCGGAACGGCCCGCAACGCCAUCAUCGUUAUUGUCUGCGGUGGUAUCGGUGCGGCGUUCUACGAGAAUGGAAAGGAACCGUUCCGGAUGAUCGGUGAUGUGCCGAGCGGUCUUCCGAGCGUUCAGGCUCCGCCAUUCUCCGUUCCCGAGGUGGUCAAUGCCACUGGCGCGGUUGUGCAGGAGUACGAAAGCUUCGGAGAUAUGCUGCAAAACUUGGGCUCGAUGUUGAUCGUUAUCCCACUGAUUGCUCUGUUGGAAAAUAUUGCCAUUUGCAAGGCUUUCGCUGAUGGAAAGCCAGUCGAUGCAACCCAGGAACUUAUCGCCAUCGGUGUGUCCAACAUUGCCAACUCCUUCGUCCAGGGAUAUCCCGGUACGGGAGCACUUUCCCGUGGCGCUGUUAACAACGCCAGUGGCGUACGCACCCCCUUCGGUGGACUCUACACCGGCCUUCUGGUGAUCUUCGCGUUGCUCUUCUUCACGCCCUACUUCUUCUACAUCCCUCGGGCGGCACUGGCGGCCAUCAUCAUCGCGGCCGUCAUCUUCAUGAUUGAGGUGCGUGUCGUCAAACCGAUGUGGCGCAGCAAGAAGACGGACCUAAUCCCCGGCCUGGCCACCUUUGUCGCCUGCCUCGCUCUACCGCUGGAGUACGGCAUUCUGGUUGGCAUUGGGUUGAACAUCCUGUUUAUCCUUUACCACGCGGCACGUCCGAAAAUCCACAUGGACCAAGCGGUAACCCCGUGCGGUGUGAAGUAUCUCAUGCUGACGCCCGACCGGUGCCUGAUCUUCCCCUCGGUCGACUACGUGCGCAACCUGAUCAACAAGCACGGCCUCAAAAGCCAGAUCCCGGUGGUGAUCGACUGUACGCACAUCUACGGUGCCGACUUUACCGCGGCCCAGGUUAUCGAUACGCUCAUUAAAGACUUCAAGAGCCGCAACCAGUUGCUGCUGUUCCUGAACCUUAAGCCCUCGGUCGGCAACGUGUUCGAGGGGGCCGAUCUCGAGUAUCGCGUGUUCUACGACUUCGAGCAGCUGGACAAAGCUAUCCGCGAGUGCCGCCGAAAGAGUAUCGGAGCUUGAGAGCUAGGGCUGAACAUUUGCGGUUUGCAGUGGUAACAACGGGAGCGUGAACGAAAGACGAAACGAACCACUACAACAACAGCAGCAAAAGACACAAGUGAUCUGUACAUUUUAGCAUUAAAGACAACCAUUAUACUACCAAAAGCGCCUUCCGCUAUCUGCCGACGGCGACCGAGAUGGCAGCUAAAGUAUCUGCACGUGAGCAUGUUCCUGUCGAAUGUGACGUUUUGGGAGACCAUACUGGAAUUGGUCCACUGGAAGCCAGGCCCCAUCGUCACGUGCCUGUAUGUGUGUGUGAUUUUUGUACGAAGAAUAGUCGAGUGGAUGUUAUGUCACUCGCAAAGACAAUCUAGUUUAUAAGCGUUUGUUUGUCAGCACAGACGGUACAGGUAAUAAAAUGCCUUUAACUUAUAGUGAUGCAAUAAGGAUCCAAGAACCUAUCGGCUUUAUGUUUAUGACUACUUGACAAGCGUAUUUAUUAGUGUAGACGUCUCGCUUUGAAAACUUAUCUACCGUAGUGCCCACAAUGAGGAACUUUUUCUGGAUGCAAAACG